ACCAUGUUCAGUUCAUGUCACUGAUGGAUCACCUGCCAGGAGCGAGCAGCGUUCACUGCGAGGACAUCACAGCAGCACUGCGAUGAUCACAGAGAUUACUUUGGAUCUGUGCUGGGAGCUCUGAACAGAAGCAGACCGAGAACACAGGCUACAUAUGCUGCCAGGUGUGUGUGUGGAAUGUGGGCAGAAUGAGCAGCACAUUUGUCACAUUAGCUGAAGUCCUGGAGGCUCGAGGGGGACCUCUUCUGGAGGAGGAGGUCUGGUCCCUACUGCUGGGCGCUGCAGAGUGUUUAAUGGAUGUCUCUUAUAAGGGUCAUAACAAUAUGUGCAAUAUCAUAAGCCCCACCUCCUUGCUGCUGUCAGCCACUGGUACCUUAGCAUUUAAGAACUGUGGCCUAUCAGAUGAGGUUUCUGCCUUUGCUGCUCCAGAGAUGCUGCAGGACCGUGCCGGCUCAACAAAACCUGCCACAGAUAAGAUGCUGGUGUACUCGCUGGGAAUGACUCUCUACUGGUCGGUUGAUUUCCACCUUCCUCCAAAUCAGCCAGUCCAGUUGAGUGACCAUCUCAACAGCCUCCUCCUCAGCAUGUGCGAGGACCUGGCCCACCGCAGGCUAAAUCUCAUCUCCAUCCUGGAAGCCUGCGAGUCCCAGCACAAAGCCUCCACCCUGACGCCCCCCGCCAAAGUCAUUAAACAACUUGUGGAGGAGGUUUUCCACGAAUCAAUGGACCAUAGUUCUCUGCCAGACAGCAACAUCCCUCUGAGUGGGAGGAGCCAGAUGAUCAGGGAGAGACUUCAUAGAAAAAGGGGGCCGUUGUCAGACUUCAGUGAAGGAAGUGCUGAAGGUAGAAGGUAUUCAACGGACUCUGAUUCAAAAUCAGGGAGUUUACCUCAAAGACCUUGGAGGCAAAGACCACGAAGCUCUCCCACGCUGCUGUACCAGUCGUCACUAGAGAGGCUUCCUCGCAGGGCGCAUCGCAGGGACAGCAACUGCAGCUGGGUCGGUCGGAGCCCCCAACACGACUUCUCUCCCAAGACGUCGGGCAGAUCUCACAGUCCGUCCAUCACCUUCAGCGAGUCUUCKCUCAGCCUGAGCCAGAGGAAAGCUAAGCUGUUGGGUCCUGAGUUCAUCAGGAUGCCAGAUGAGCAGCAAGUUCUGCUUGAGCUUCCAGGAUCUAUUGUGUCCAGAAAGGGCCAUUCGAGUUUUUCUCAGAGAGAAGUGACUGUAGUGAUGGCUAACGGGCAGUACGUGGUUGUUCGCUGUGACAUUAAAUCCAGAGCACGAGAUGUGUUUGACAUGGUGGUGGCUCACGCAAACUUGGUGGAGCACUUUUACUUUGGUCUUUCCUUCUUAGAUGAUGAUGAAUACUUCUUUUUGGAUCACGAAACCAAAAUCUCCAAAGUUGCUCCAGACAGUUGGAAAAAAGGGCAGAUAUCUUCCUUUUUGGUCUAUCUCCGGGUCAAAUUCUUUGUUGAUGACAUCACUUUUGUUCUACAUAGACUGACUCGUCACCAGUAUUACUUACAGCUUCGUAAGGAUAUCAUCGAAGACAGGCUGUACUGUAAUGAGGAGACGGGCUUGUUCCUGGCUGCUCUUGCUUUGCAGGCUGAGUUUGGUGAUUACAUGCCAGAGUUGUACGGUAAGGACUAUUACCAGCCAGAGCAUUAUGUAUCAAGGAGGAUGUUGGAGAAACUUGCCCUUCCCAGUAUCAGGGAGGAGUUGCCAAGACUGCAUGCAAGCCAUGCACAUUUACUGCCAGAAGAGGCAGAAAUUGAGUUCCUAAAGAUUGUCCAGCAGUUACCAGAGUACGGGGUGAUGUUCCACCGUGUGGGAAGAGAGAAAAGGCCACUGAUUGGAGAGUUAGUUUUGGGAGUAUGUGCCAAAGGGAUCAUCGUGUACGAGACAAAGAACCACCUGCGAACUGUCACCAGGCGCUUCUUAUGGAGGGAAACGGAUUCCAUAUCCACUGGGCGGCGUAAGCUGAUUAUAGAGUGCGGUGGGCCCAGCGGGAAAAAGCACAGCUUCGUGACAGAAAGCUCAAAAAUAGCACAAUACCUCCURAACCUCUGCUCAGCUCAGCACAAGUUUCACAGUGAGAUGACGUCACGACAGCUCAACCACACUAUGAUCCCYGAUGAAAGCAUCUCUGCUUACAGGGCUCGUAACAUGAGCCUGAAGCGGAUUUCUUGCUCGGAGGGCAUGUUGAACCAUGUAGGUUUGACACCCGGUCAGCCGGAUUCCCUCUCCAAGUCUUGCGAUGACCUUACUGCCAAACUGGAAGCUCGACUUUGCCAGCACAGAGAGCUGAGGCGAGAGAUGACCAAGGAGCUGUCUGAAACAAGAGACCUCAGGGAUGCGAAGGAGCGACAGUGUUGGAGCACUCCAGAGACUAUUCCCAGAAGGUUGUCCAGUGUAUCGCUACACAAACAGGACUCCGAUGCCUCAUCAUCUUUAAAAGUUGAUACACCAACAAGGACUCCACCAGAGAGAGAAAUAGUUUGUGUGACAUUGAAGAAAGAUUCCAAAUUGGGUUUUGGGUUUGUGAUAGUGGGCGAAGACAAUACAGGAAAACUCGACCUUGGGAUUUUUAUUGCAUCCAUUGUGCCUGAUGGACCCGCAGAUAAAGAUGGAAGAAUCAAACCUGGUGGACGCCUCAUCUCGCUAAACAAAACGAGUUUGGAAGGAGUGACGUUCAGUGAUGCUGCUGCCAUCUUACAGAAUAGUCCUGAGGAGGUGGAGCUUAUCGUGUCCCAGCCUAAAUAUUUGCUGAAGGAGAGACAGAGCUCUUUGAGUCAGAGUACUCUUGGUUUGUCACUGGAGAGGAGUUUUGGAUCGCAGACCACCCUGAGCGGCACGGAGUUCCGCCCCCUCAUAGAGGAGCUGGAGGAGGCCAUCACACUGUCCAACAUGGCAACCCCAAAACAGAACAGGAAGCUUCACAUUCCUGUGGUUCGAAUACACGAUGCUCAGGUUCUUCUGCAUCUUUACUCGCAGGAUGUUUGUCCAAAGUCUCCGUCCGUCUUCAGCCUUAAAACAGGGGAGCGUUUUAGUGUGGAGUUAAAGAAAAGCCGUGGUAGCCUUGGAAUGAGUGUUGCUGGUGGGAAAAACACAAGUGUGCAGAACGGAGGCGUUUACAUCAAGAGUUUGGUGCCUGGAGGUUCUGCUGAACAAGAUGGGCGCAUUCAGAUCGGUGACAGACUGUUGGAGGUCGACGGCUCCAACCUGAGGGGAGUGAGUCACCAGCAUGCUGUUGAGUGCCUGAAGAGGACAGGGGAGGUAGUAAACCUGCUUCUGGAAAGGGAGCCCACUGUAGUCCUGGAGCCCAGACCCAACUCACCCCGCCCCCCCUUGAUCCACAGUUCCUCAUACACACAGCCCCCGAGGACUGAAGUCUCCAUGGAAAUGACCUUGAGUGGUCGAGCCAAGGACUACAGCUUUGUAACGAAUGAAAACACCCAUGAAGUGGUUCUGAGGAAGAGUUCGUCUGGUCUGGGCUUCAGCUUCUACAUCUCGCAGCUGUGCUCCGGGGCUGAUCGAGGCACCGUGGUUCGCAUCAAACGUCUGUUCCCGGGGCAGCCAGCGCAGGAAAGCGGCCUGCUGCGAGAGGGGGACGUCAUUUUGUCCGUCAACAAAGAGCCAGUGAAGGAUUUGUCCUACCAGAGGGUUUUGUUCCUGCUCCGUGGAAUCCCGUCUGAAGUUCACCUGUUGAUCUGCCGACCUGCUCCUGGAGUACUUUACGAUGUAGAUAAUAACACACUGAGCCCUGCACCCUUGCGUGAGAUCCGAUCCAGAUCUCUAGACCUCCGACUCGGAGAGGACUACAGCCAGCUCCUUAAGUCGCCAAAUGAUGUCAGCGUACACGCACUGAUGGUGCCCCCCACCAAAGAGGAGGACCUGACCAACGUGACCGAGAAAUCUCCUGAAGUCGCGGCUUCACCACCCCCAGAGAGUCCAAGGAGCCCAGAGGGCGAAGCGCAGACCUAUGAGAGUCUCCCGUCUCCCCUUCGCACACCCCCCUCACCGACGUCACCCACGUCGCCCCCGUCGCCGGUCUCGCCAGCCUCGCCCGCAUCGCCAGCGUCUGCUUCUCCACCAGCCUCAACGGAGCCACGGGCAGCAGCGGAGAAACAAAAGGAAGGAGAAGAGGAGGCUGCAGCUACACUAAGCUCAGCUGUGAUGCUUAUGGACGUUUACCCCAAAACUGCCUCCAAACCUGUAUAUACCAGCGGAGUUAGAGAGGAGGCAGAUGGGAGUGUGACCUACUGCCUUAUGGGAAAUGGACUGACUAUUGUGGCGGAUGAAGAGUACCUGACCAUCAGCUCCACUCUGGAGACCCCUCCCAGCCUUCCAUCCAACAACACGCCAACAACCAACCCAGACGCCCUCGACUCUCAAACCUCUAACAGCUUCCAGGCUCCGAACCUCAACCCUCACGUCCCCACUACCACCCUGCCCCCCCUCAACUUCCUGUCAGACAGCCCAGCCCCGUCCCCUUUGAGCCACUCGCCUCAGCCGCUCACCACACAGCCCCCGAAAAACAAGCACCACCCGAUCCAGCAGGGGCUUCUUCCGAGCCACUACAAAGCCACGUCUAAGAAUAUCCAGCCCAGUGUGCCUCCCUCCCAGCCUCCGCCGCUGACCCCCAUCACAGCCCAGGUUAUCUCCUCAGUGCCUCCUGCUCCAACGCUGCCAACCUCAGUGCUGCCCUCGCCUGCCCAGAUGCCCACACAGCUGAGAGAAGAGCUGGAGAGGAAGCUAAGGGAGUUUGAUGACGAUGACGACGACGAUUUGGACGAAGAGGAGAAGGAGAGUCGGAGAAAGGGUAGGAUUAAAGAGUUUGAGCUUACUGUGGUUCUGACCAAGUCCAGGAGUGGAAGCUUUGGGUUCACCAUCACUCGAAGCAAACUGGACAACUGCUACUACAUACAGGACAUACUGGACAACCCAGCCAGGGCAGAUGGACGCCUCAGAGCUGGAGACAGGCUCAUCACUGUAAAUGGGCACAACGUCACCAGCGUGGCCGAUGACGUCGCAAUGACAAUUCUCAGGUCGUCUCCGAGAAGACUGAGCAUGACACUCGGCAGGGCGGUCAGUAACCUCGUGGCUCCGCCUCCCUGUGACAGUCUACCYGAUGUUGUUCUCCACAAGACUCCUUCGGGACAACUCGGGAUAAGGCUGACGGGUGGUAUCGGCAGCAAAUGGCAGGGCAUCUAUUGUUUGGAUGUGGUGCCAGGCUCCCCGGCCAGCGAGGAAGGCAGUGUCCAACCCAACGACAAGAUCCUGUACAUCUGUGGCAGGUGCACCCUGGGAAUGACCUUAGAGGAUGCAGUCAAAGCCUGUGAGAUYGCCCCUCGUAAGGUUAAACUAAAAAUUAUCAGAGAAGACCAGCCAGUUACACCUAAGGCCAAGUGGAAUGGUCUUUUUGACUGGAAAAAAGACAAGAAGUUCUUUGCUCGAUUUGAAGAGUCUCCCUCGCCUGAGAGGAAGUCGUCAACUGAAAAUACUGAAUCCACGUGUAGGACUGCUGGGAGGUUCAGGGAUCUCUCUCUCACCCAGGAACAGGAUAGUUGCAUCAUGCAAGUGGAGUUCAAAAAACCAGAGGGAGGCGGUCUCGGCUUUGCUUUGGUUGGUGGAACCAAUGGCAGCAUGCUCAGAGUGAGGGACAUCUGCUCUGGUGGACUCGCUGAGCAGGACGGCCGUCUGAAAGUGGGGGAUAUUCUUUUAGAGGUGAACGGUGUGAUCGUGUCCGGGCUGAGCCACAGUAAGGUUGUGGAUAUUCUGCGUAAGGCCGAGGGGACGGUCCAGCUCACCAUCUGCAGGGACAUUUUGCCCCUGAAAUAUUCCGAGUCUCCCACACCCCCGAACAUGUCGGUUUAUACGGAAGCGGUUUUAGCGGAGCAGCCUGCUCACGUGUCCGGCCAUGACACCUGCUCCACACCUGACGUCAUGCUGAACCGACCAGUUGAGGUUCCCCCUGAGGCGUCUGCAGUUCCUGCUGUUAACAAAACAGAAGUGAUCCUUACCUCCCCGCCUCCUCCUCCACCUCACAGAGUGACUGUUGUGAGAGAAAAGACUUCGACGGAAGAGGAGAGUUGUAAUAACACCCCCUCUCAUCAAGCUUGCUGCCCAUCCCUCAAUGUCACUGACAUGUUGCAUGGAGCCACUGACAGGAAACAAAUUGUGACCAAACUUUUGGACCAGUCCUGCAAAGAUGUCCGGAAAACCCAGUCCGAUGGUUGGAGCAGCGAAGAAGAUGAUGUAUUUGAUGCAACGAGUCAGGAAGUGUCCUCUACCCAAACAGGUCCGCCGCUAGUAUCAGAGGAGGAGCUGGCCCGUUUAGCCCUCAUUACUCCUGCCAGGUCCAGCCAGUAUUCAGGCUUCAGGGUCAAAGCUCUAAUCCAGAUUCUGCAGCAUCAACUGGACCAGCAGGAACUGAUUAAAGAGUUCAUGGCUCUGGAGCAUCUGAAGCCUUCUGACAACUGUUUGGUGGGAAAAGCACCUGAGAACAGAGAUAAGAACCGCUACAGAGACAUCCUACCCUAUGAUGAAACCCGUGUAGCCAUCGGAGAGAACCAAGAGUACAUCAACGCAAGUUACAUCCGCAUGCAAGUCGGAGCCGAGGAGCUGUUCUACAUCUCCUGCCAGGGGCCCCUGCCCACCACAGUUCAGGCUUUCUGGCAGAUGAUCUGGGAAAACAAAUCUGACGUCAUUUCCAUGAUGACCCAAGAACUAGAACGAGGAAGAAUCAAAUGUCACAAGUACUGGCCAGAGAAGCUGGGUGCACCUGUAAACACAGACAAGUACCAGCUUUACCUGGAGAACCAGCAGUUCCUGGAACACUUUCACAUAAAGGUCAUCCGCAUGGUGGAAACAGAGACGGGUGAGACCCACUUUGUUCAUCACCUGAAGUUCACACACUGGCCCGACCACGGCGUGCCACACAGCUCAGAACAGCUGGUUCGAUUCAUUCGCUACAUGAGGGCUGUGCACCACAAGGGSCCGAUCACUGUUCACUGCAGCGCCGGCAUCGGGCGGACGGGGGUCCUCAUCUGUACCGACAUCAUCAUUAAACUCAUUGAAGAAGACUCGCCUAUUAACGUGAGCGACAUCGUGAAAGAGAUGAGACUCCAGCGGCACGGGAUGAUCCAAACCAAGGAACAGUAUCUCUUCUGCUACAAAGUCUGGUUGGACGUUUUACAGGGAAUUUUACAGCUUCAAGGCAACCAGUGGCAACCAGACAGUCCCAGAGACCACAAAGUAGUCUGAUUGUUUCAGUGUCCCGCUCAGCUGCAGGACAAAGCCCAGGCAGCGUAUGCUCGACAGUCUGCCCCAGCAGAGCGAUACACUGACAUCGUUCCAUUUGAUGGUUGCUCCUUUAAUCAGCUCUGAAAUCUGUUUAUGUCUAUUUUGCUACAACGAAAACGUUAAUUUUUUAAUGUAUCUGUUGUCUGCGUAUGUCUUCUUGGUGCUUUAAUUAAAUCAGCUUAGAUCACCAAGGUUGUUUUGCCUUUCAGGGUUUAGUCAAACGCCUUCUGUUUAGUUAUUUAAUCUUCCAGAUUUUAUUUAUUUCAUUUGGGCUUUUUUUUUUUUUUUUACAGCGUAGAAUGCAAAACCUGGUUACCUUAGCUCUUCUAUUGACCAAAAUUGUCAAGGAGGUGGAAGCUCAUCAAACCAAAGUUAGUGUUUGUUUUGUCACAUUCAUGUGUAGCUUUUAUGUUUUUGUCUUAUUUAAGUGCACUCGUACCCUGGAGAAAGGGGCAUUAGCUGUCGAUAUUUAAUUUGUCGUGUAGAGAAACGAAAGAAUCAAGUGCCUUGGAAAGACACAACCCACUUGCUCAACAAUGAACCACGAGUUGUAAGCAGUAGGGGUACAAAAAAACAAGAAACUGAUUCAACAGCAACUGAUGGUGGUUUGAAUGUAGAGUUUUCAUUCUGUCUGUGGUUUAAGAUGAACAUCUGGUUUAUUCAAAUCCAGCAGGAUUGCAUCGCAUCUUAUGAAUAGUUCUGCUUUAACCUUGAGAGCUUGCUGUAAUUUUUAAUUUGUGGGUUCAUUUUAUACAAACCGCCAUCAUAAUCGAAGAGUAAACAAUGUAAAUCUAACUACUAUACUCUGAUACAGAUAAAGAAUGAUUCCUCUUAAAAAGUUUAGCUAAAAAAAAGAAGUUUUUCAAUUCUCUUUUACUAAAAUUUGGACAUAUAACCACAAAGUAUUCAGAUUUCUUUUGUAAAAUGUACAAAAAAAUCAAUUACAGUCUMAUUUAAAAUGAUUGAUUGCUAGGCUUUUCAGUGCAAUUUACUAAACAAUGACAUCCUUUAUCUGUAUUCAGCAGCUAUUUUAUUACAAACUCAGACAAAAAUGCAAAAAAUAUCACAAAGUUUACAGAACUCCACCUCCACAGUCACAGAUCGAAGAUGAUUUAUAGCUCAUGGUUUGAACCUCAACUUUGGAUGUCACUGCUUAUGAGCUUUGUUCAUUCAGCUGCUAACACACACACAUACACACACACACACUCGCACACACACCAGCUCCUUAUUGCAUGCAGACUCAAAAAAGUCCAGACAUCCAAGCCUGCAGUUUGAUCAAAUUACUUGAACUUGAUGAAAAUACGGAAUGUAACAAAGCAACUCUUUCCACGUGAAGGAGGAUCCGAAUGUCUUUUUUUUCUUACCUGAGAACAUUUCCCAAAGUGUUUGGAGCAUGCUGGAAAGACAUAUACUAUACUGUACUUUUGCCAUGUGGGUGGCUGUGCAGAGCCAUCGGCCUCUGUAACGUGUAUGCAACAUCUCCUCACUCAGUGCUGGACACCUGGUUUCCAGCRAAAACUGACCUUCAGUUUUGUGCAAGUUCUCCUCAAGACUCCGUUGAUCGUAUUUUCAGCCUCACAUCUUGGAAACAAUGGGCAAAAGCACCUUUUGCAUUCAUAUGUGAAAAUGCAUCUUGUACAGUCAAGGCGAGUGCUUAUGCAAAAAAAUAUAUAUAAUAAUUUAAAAAAGCAUUGUGAAAUGUUAUAACCCUUAAUUGCACAGCUGCUUAUUUAUGCUAAAUUAAACUCUUGUCACUGUUACCAGCCACUAUGUAACCAAUAACUGAUGUAAUACCUCUCUCUUUAAUUAAAAUCUAUUCUGAAACUUG
Messenger RNA from Austrofundulus limnaeus, 9132 nucleotides. It is a transcript of the gene ptpn20, whose product is annotated as protein tyrosine phosphatase non-receptor type 20. Gene Ontology annotation, molecular function: protein binding; protein tyrosine phosphatase activity. The coding region runs from base 189 to 7265 and encodes 2358 amino acids. The record is from RefSeq and is a predicted model, not a curated record. Gene Ontology annotation, biological process: protein dephosphorylation. Gene Ontology annotation, cellular component: cytoskeleton. The transcript has 47 exons. NCBI's taxonomy places the organism in Eukaryota, Metazoa, Chordata, Actinopteri, Cyprinodontiformes, Rivulidae.